Molecule: messenger RNA, 2444 nt
Organism: Salvelinus fontinalis (brook trout)
Lineage: Eukaryota; Metazoa; Chordata; Actinopteri; Salmoniformes; Salmonidae
Product: B-cell lymphoma/leukemia 10-like
Exons: 1
Coding region: 1168-1848 (226 amino acids)
Biological process (GO): canonical NF-kappaB signal transduction; adaptive immune response; positive regulation of extrinsic apoptotic signaling pathway
Cellular component (GO): CBM complex; cytosol
Molecular function (GO): transcription coactivator activity; NF-kappaB binding; kinase activator activity
Source: RefSeq, a predicted model, not a curated record
AAAUAAGAACGCACGCACGCACGCACGCACGCACAAAAACUCAUUCUCGCCUCAUUGUUUCCUAACAGGGAACUGAUCUGAGGUAGUUCCCUUUUUCACAAUAUUGGCUUCCAACUCCAACCAGUUCAAUGACUGACCAGGGUUAGAAAGGGGUUUGCUACAUUAUCUCAGUCAGUUCUUUGGUUUUAUAAUCAUUGGCUUCCUUUUCGCUUUUCUAUUGAGAGGCACUGUAUGUAGUAAACGUUCUGGAAAUCUAUUACUAGGGAACCUUCAUUCUGAAUCUAGAGCGAUGAAGGAACACUAACGUUACAUAGAGUUUUUUGUACCUCUUCUUGGAAGGAACUGAUACAUAGGAUGCAUCCCAAACAGCCCCCAUAUUCCUGUGUAUAGGGAACAGAAGUAGUGCACAGGGUUCCAUUUGGGACAUAAAUACGGUAGUUCUUAUUUUUUUGCAUCAUUUCAGGUUCUUCCCAGCAUCUUGGAAUUACAAUGAAUCACAUGAUCUUCAGAAAAUAAAUGAACCAAUGGGGCGCUCCGUUGUCCAAAAACACCAAACUCUCCUGGAACAAUAAGAUAUCCACAAAACCAUAGUUCUGCAUUUCAAGUACAGGAGAACACAACCCUCAAAACAAAACAAAGAAAAAGAUCUUUGAAGAAAAACAUUGGGUUCCUUUCAACAGUAUAUUGGCAAUAUUCUCAGUACCAGCAUGUUAUUCUGAGCAUUCGUCCAAAUAUUUGGAGAGAACGGGGAGAGAUGAAACGGAGGCAGAACAAUGGGACUGAGGUGGUGUUAUGGCGUUCGUGCGUCUCGCCUCGUUGGCCCUUUGUGUUUCUGGUCCCCAGUCAGUCCCCUCCGUGUUCAGGCUGGGUCCAGGUGGGGUCUGGUUUCUCUGGUGGUCACACACACACACACGCCACUCAUUCUCGCCUCAUUGUUUCCUAAUAGGGAACUGAUCUGAGGUAGUUCCCUUUUUCACAAUAUUGGCUUCCAACUCCUACCACUUCAAUGACUGACCAGGGUUAGAAAGGGGUUUGCUACAUUAUCUCAGUCAGUUGCUAAUAUUACAAACCCUUAUCUGAAAUUCCAACACUGGGCUACACUGGGCAUUCCAGAGCCUGAGCAGCAGCUUCAGAAAACUAAAGAGCUCACGGGCAAUUGGCUGGAAAAUGGACUCCUGGUGUACCACUGACGAAGACAUGGCGGAGGUCAAGAAGGAAGCGUUGGAGCGUCUGCGUCCGUACCUCUGUGAGAAGCUAGUGGCCGAUCGCCACCUGGACUACCUUCGGUCCAGGAGGGUCCUUACGCGGGACGACGCCGAGGACAUCUGCUGCAGGGUGGGGAACAGCAAGAAGACCGGUAGGAUGCUGGACUACUUAGCCGAGACCCCCAGGGGCCUCGACUACCUCGUGGAGUCCAUACGCCGAGUGAGGACCAAGGACUUUGUCAUCGGGAAGAUCACCAGCGAAGUCGAGGCGGUGAAGAUGGAGAGGAGAGAGGAGGCCAUCUUGUCAGCAGCAGGUAGUUCUUCGCCGGUCUGUAUAUGCAAAGAGAGAACUCCCUUUGUGUCGUUUCAGAGUGACAGUACUGGAUACAAAGGCAGUGGUGAAGCACAGUCCAUCCAAACCUCUCUGUCCAACUCCGAAGACAAGUGGGGUCAAAAUGAAGCAUCCUUUUCCUGGAGUGCCCUUCCUGAAGGAGUUAGUGUGUCUUCUCUACCCAGUCUCCCGAAACCAGGAGAGCAGGGCGCCCCUUCAGUGCCCCUUGAGGACACCGAGCCCGGGACCUUAGAGUCUGAGAGCAGUGACCAGUUUCACACCCUCCGUUCCUUUUCAAACCCCUUUCUGUGAUGGAGUAAUACAGAAUGUCUGGAUUCAAACAGUUUGGAUUAUAUAGGGACAGUAAAGGGUUAGGUUUUAUUGUUUCAUAACUGUACAUGUCAUCGUUAUCGAAUGUUUUAUUUUCCAUAUCAUAAAAGCCUACAGUAAAUCCACGAGACGUGGUUUCUGACACGUUUGUUCUAGCAAUAAAAUGUUUUACUAAAAACGUUAUUGAAAUGCAAAAAAUCCUGUAGUUCUCAAUCAGGAAACAAACAGAAUUAUUACAAAAUGGAUGUGUGCCAGAACGUUGUACUGUAGAGCUUUAGUUUCAUAUCAGGAAAUGGAGCAAGGCAGAGCUUCCUGUUUCUUUGGGGCACAGUCCCACUUCAUGUCCCUAUUUGAACUUCUGCCAGGCACCCAUAUUCUAGGAAAUGAUCAAAUUAACAUGUUUAUGUUUUCUUGGGAUUUUAUUUUGAUUCAGGAUGUGCAAUUUUGACAUACUGACGAGAACUCUUCAAGGGAAACUAGUUAGGGACAGUUAGUGUGUAUAUGACUUGGAUAAUGAAACAAAAACACGUAAAGCUCCAAAUAGGCAUUUCAAUGUGUUAAUAAAUAUGACAAAAGUA